This is a messenger RNA of Trichoderma asperellum CBS 433.97, 894 nucleotides long. NCBI's taxonomy places the organism in Eukaryota, Fungi, Ascomycota, Sordariomycetes, Hypocreales, Hypocreaceae. The record is from RefSeq and is a predicted model, not a curated record.
GGGGGGUGGGAAGCGGGGAGAGGGAGAAGAGGGCACUCGCUGCGCCAGGCACAGCACAGCGGGCGAAGUUAUAGAAGGUAUCAACAGGAGGCAGACGGUGAUACAGCAUUUCGUUUGUCUGCCGGCCGGUGAUGCCACGACUGGGGGAGAGGUGUAAAAAUAAUAAAAACAACAGAAAACAAAAGAUUGGGUACAAAGCCGGGCGAUCGUCGAUGGCGGCGGUACAGAGGCAGCGACCCGGCCAGCGUGAGGCCCUUGGGCCAUGGUCGACGGCGCAUGGCGAUGUAUGUACCAGGAACAAGGAGAUCGAGUACUUACUGCAUGUCGUUGGACGGGUGGGGGGAGUUGGAGUAGACGUAGUCCGGCACGGGGCCGACUUGCCACUGCUGCAUGAUCUGAGGAUAGCGCACACGAACAAGGUCAGUAACGAUCUCGUGUCUCUUUUUAAGCUUUUCGCGGAAUUAAAGAGGAUUUCAGGAUGUAGCAAAGAAAAAAAAAGGGCCCGCGCGUGUUUUUUUCUGCUCUCCAGACAGAGAGACUGUCGCACGCGGCGCGUCCAGGGCUCGACAAGGCUGUCGACCGCAGGACAAGAAAAAAAUAAAAAAUAAAAGAGGAAAAUACAGAGAGGGGUUUCUGUCUGCCUGUCUGUCUGUCUCUUCUGCUGCUCAAGCACCGCUUACGCGCAGCGCACGCGUAGUCAAGCUUCGGCGGAUGCCGUCAAGAACUGCAACGGCACGACGCGACGCAGGCCAAGAAGCAUGAAUCCGGGCACUGGCGCAUCAACAAUGGGAACACACGAAGCAUCCCCGUCGAAGCUGGACGGACUGUUGCGAGGGCACAAGGUGAAGAAGCCGGCGAGGAGGGAGCAAGGGGGGAAGAGAGAGAGGAAGUCCU